Setaria italica (foxtail millet) is the source of this 905-nucleotide messenger RNA. Its product is annotated as glycine-rich RNA-binding protein 1-like. Gene Ontology annotation, molecular function: RNA binding. The transcript is spliced from 2 exons. NCBI's taxonomy places the organism in Eukaryota, Viridiplantae, Streptophyta, Magnoliopsida, Poales, Poaceae. The record is from RefSeq and is a predicted model, not a curated record. The coding region runs from base 112 to 603 and encodes 163 amino acids.
CUCGGCUUCUUCGUGCUCUCUCAGAGGUGGGUUGGCUUCUCCUCCCCCUCCGGUUCGGUUCGGUUCGGUUCGGGUUCGUGAGGUGUUCCGGUUCGGGGGUGAGAGGCAGAGAUGGCGGCGUCGGAUGUUGAGUACCGCUGCUUCGUCGGCGGCCUCGCCUGGGCCACGGACGACAACUCGCUCCACAACGCCUUCAGCCCCUUCGGCGAGGUCCUGGAGUCCAAGAUCAUCCUCGAUCGCGAGACCCAAAGGUCCCGCGGCUUCGGCUUCGUCACGUUCGCGAGCGAGCAGGCGAUGCGCGACGCCAUCGAGGGGAUGAACGGCAAGGAUCUCGACGGCCGCAGCAUCACCGUCAACGAGGCCCAGUCCCGCAGCGGCGGCGGCGGCUACGGUGGCGGCCGCGGCGGCGGCGGGCGCUACGGCGGCGGUGGUGGCGGCUAUGGCGGCGGUGGCUACGGCGGCGGCGGCGGCGGCUACGGUGGCCGUGGAGGCGGCGGCUACGGUGGCCGUGGAGGCGGCGGCUACGGCGGCGGCGGCGGCGGCGGCUACGGCAACCGCGGCGGCGGCGGCUACGGCAACUCUGAUGGGAACUGGAGGAACUGAGCGGUGGGGCCCGCGUGGCCAAGUUAUCUUGUCGCUACUACUGUUACCAGAGUUAUCCCUAUGUGUCUAGUGUCUUCGUCGUCGUCUCCGACCUGUGUUCGUCUUCUGUUUCCUGUUGUUGCCCAUCUGUGUUUUUGAUCGCAAGCUUGUUCGUCGUGUCUGUCGUCAGAGCUAUCCUCAUCUCCAAACAUCCCAUGAACCGGGUGUUGGGAUUGGGAUGCUGUUAUCCUCGUGAAACUUUGUUACCAUCCGUUUUUAAGUUAAUCAGAUGAAAAAAAAAUGGUGCUGCUUGGUGCUGCAAA